GGACACCACAGCGCCUCUACUGGACAGGAGGCAGUAUCGUACCUGUACACAGGGCUAGUCUGUGGAUAGCUAUGUAAAGCUAACGCAUUAGACACCGGGGCUGGCAAAAAAAGUAAAGACAAACUCAGAUGUACGAAACGUGUCAAUUCAAGAGGAAGGGGGCAGCUCGGUCAUUGGAUGGAUGUAUGUUUACACUACAAAGGUGACCAAGAUAAAUCGAAUGAAUUGGUGUCUAUAUCUGAGAAGGCCUUAGAGGACUUUCCUCGUCGUGUCUUACCAAUAUUUACACCCUGGUUUCCUUCUGGCACUGACGUAUCCUGUGCAAUCAAACCCAAAAAGGCUCCUCCAGUGAUUUCAUUUCAUCAACAGAAAAGUGAUGAAUGUUUCCCUCAACAACCAGAGUUUGUUUUUUCUUCAAGUCGCUGUACUUAUGAUCAUGAGAAAUUUGUGGAUACCGGUAAGAGGAAGUUAAUAUCAAGCCCAACAUCUGCUGAUGAACAUACCAGGGCAGAUUUUGAGGAUGUGGCAAAGAAACGUAAACGCUCAUGGAGCGUCUUGCCACCAAAAACCAAAACACCUCAGAGGACACAAGACAUCUCUAGACACCUCCAAAAAACUGUACAGCGAUAUGGACUUGACCUGCACCAGAGAGCAAAAUGGAUUAUUUCGGAGCUUAACUGUGCCCCACAGAGCAUUGAGGAGGUUUGGUCUAAACUCAGCCAUGCUAUUAAUCAUGCUAAGCUCCCAACAUGCAAUGCCAAUUAUCAGAGAAACUUGAUUCAAAUCUGGGUGUACUGUGACAUAUCUUACUGUGAAUACAUUGGGAAUUUCUUGCGGGAAACUUUUCAGCUCUCUGGGGAGCUCACUUUAGCUGUCCAUAAACUAGGAGACAUCUUUAAAUUAUAAGUUGUACAGGGUCAGAAAUCAAUAUCAGUAUAUAUGUAUACAAUGUGAUAAUUUAUAAUAGUUAAAUAAUUUACAUUAUGUUGUACAGAUGAUUGCAUCAGUAAAACUUUAUCUCUCAUCAGUUGAAAUAUGAUGCAAAGAUGUUUUAAGUAGUCAUUUACUUUGUACAGAAAGAGCAUGCAAUGCACAAGCAGUAGUUUGGUAUACUGGAAAUGUUUUGGUGGGGAAAAAGCAAUAACAAACAAGCCAAAAAAGUCAAAUAAGUAACAUUCUGCUUUCAAUAUUUGUUUUUUUUUUUUGCUCUUGAAAGAUGAAGCUAUUUUUUGCUGAAGCUGAUGUAGAAGGUCUUUUGUAGGUUACAGUUAGUGGGUUACUCAGCCACAGUGAAUUAAAUGUUUGAUGGAAUAUACAAAUAUGUUUCCUCAACAUCUAUCUUUAUAGAAUUCUAUGGAUUUCAGUUUAUAAAUGAAUUAUUUUGUUUACUGGGACUUACAGUAACUGUGCUGUCAUUCAUGUUUACAUGCAAUACUCUUGCCAGUCACAAUAACUGCCAGCUGCAUGUUACUUUAACUGGACAGUAGAAUGAAAAGUCAUGGUCUUGAUGCAAACUUGUCUCCUGUGGAAUAUGUGUUUCAUUGUGAUUGAGCAACUUUCUAACCGUGUUUACCACUGAAACUUUUUCUACUUCACUACUACUUCACUGCACUACUUCAACUGGCUCAUUACAGUUGUCCAUUUCUUGGUUGAGCCACCUCAGAUGCUGGGUUGUAUAAGCAUGUCUUGUUAAAGCAUUUUUUAAUCCUUGAUUUUUAAUGCAGUAUCUGUCUGUCUAUGAAAUGUAAAACAUUUUCAUUAAAAAAAGGCUAUCUAGUGA
Molecule: messenger RNA, 1780 nt
Organism: Hemibagrus wyckioides
Lineage: Eukaryota; Metazoa; Chordata; Actinopteri; Siluriformes; Bagridae
Gene: shld3
Exons: 2
Coding region: 178-906 (242 amino acids)
Biological process (GO): positive regulation of isotype switching; positive regulation of double-strand break repair via nonhomologous end joining; negative regulation of double-strand break repair via homologous recombination
Source: RefSeq, a predicted model, not a curated record